Molecule: messenger RNA, 1629 nt
Organism: Ramularia collo-cygni
Lineage: Eukaryota; Fungi; Ascomycota; Dothideomycetes; Mycosphaerellales; Mycosphaerellaceae
Product: related to transporter protein HOL1
Exons: 10
Coding region: 1-1629 (542 amino acids)
Biological process (GO): transmembrane transport
Molecular function (GO): transmembrane transporter activity
Source: RefSeq, a predicted model, not a curated record
AUGGACGAAGAAAGAAAGCUCCCGCCUGGCACGGUUCGCCUGGUCGACAUCGAUCAUACAUUGAACACAAAGCAUGCGAAUGGCGCCGAUCAGGACAUCGUCCUGCACCCAAAACCAUCAGAGGAUCCCGAAGAUCCCUUGAACUGGUCCUUCAGAAGAAAAAUGCUGUCGACGAGCUGCAUUAUAAUGUACACUUUGAUGAUCGCGAUCCCUUCUGGAUCGGUGUAUUCGGUCGUCAAGCCCAUUCAAGCUGCUACUGGUCUCGAGCUUAACGAUCUGAACACCGGCACUGGUGUCAUGUUCUUGGCCUACGGCUGGGCAUGUCUCAUUUGGCAGCCUCUUGCACUUCAGUAUGGGAAGAGGCCAGCUUAUCUGUUCUCCAUGAUCACUUCGGUCGCUGUCAUGGCCGCCGCACCGCUCUGCACGACGAGAGGCACCUACCUCAUGAACAAAGUGUUGCAGGGCUUCUUUGGUGCCCCGGUCGAGGCGCUUUGCGAAAUUUCCAUCACCGACAUCUGGUUUGCUCAUGAACGGCCGAAGUAUCUGGCCUGGUAUGGCUUCUCACUUUCAGUGUCGGCAAAGAUUGCGCCAAUGCUUGCCGGUUUCAUAAACGACGGGCAGGACUGGCGGUGGGUGCUGUGGUGGACCGCCAUAUGGAUUGGUAUUGCUUUCGUCUAUUGUUUCUUCUUGAUGGAAGAAACCAACUACGAUCGAUCGCAUCAAAAUGCACAUGCUGCAGUCCCCGGACUUGUUGACUCCGCUGGCUAUCUUGCAUCCAACUCGCCUGGCAAAGAAAAAUCUGAGACGUCGAACGAUAUCGACUCCACGUCCGAGGUAGAGGCCGGCCAAAUCUAUCCCCGGAAAAGCUACUGGCAGAAACUUGGCAUCGUCGACAAGAAACGUCCAAACCGCAUGAUGGAUAUCUUCUGGGCUCCUUUCAAAGGCUUCACUUAUCCUUGUAUAGUGUACGCUGGUCUCAUGUACGGCGCUAAUGCUCUUGUAUGGUCUGGUGUGCAGAAUGCGACCACCGGUACAGUAUACACAGCUCGAUACGGUUUCUCAACUUCAGGAGUCGCGGCUGCAUACUCCGCUGGUAUCAUCGGAGCCAUCAUCGGCGGAUACUACUGCGGCAAGAUGGGCAGAGAGCUUACCAUUCGCCUUGCUCGCCGUCGAGGUGGUAUUUCUGAGCCCGAAGACACAUUGUACAUGUUCGUUGCCUCGAUGAUCUUGGUCCCUUUUGCAAUGCUGCUCUACGGACUGGGCGUGACUUACCAUGUGCAUUGGUUCGCUCUGGUUUUCUCGCAAGGAGCGCUCGCCGUCUCCAAUUGUCUCUGCGUUGCAGGUGGUCUUGGGUAUGCCAUCAGCUGCUACAGAGAGUUGAGCGGGGACAUGGUCACGACGCUCAUCCUAAUUCGUAAUACGAUGAGCUUUGCAGUGAAUUAUGGCAUCACACCUUGGCUCACCGCUAUGGGCUAUCGAAAUACCUUCAUAAUGGUGGCGGCGAUCGGCUUUGCUUGGAACGCUUCGCUGUUCGUCAUGGUCCGACUAGGUCCGAAGCUGCGAGCUUCCAGUGCAGAGCGAUAUUGGAGAGAUGUUGCAAAGGCCAGGGCUAAAGGAUUGAGCCAUUGA